UUGGCACAUGCACUACUUGUCCGACUGCAGAAAUGGCGGGUGCUGUGAGGUGGCUGUUCGUUGCGGCGUUGUUUAUUAUAUCUGUUUGUUCAAUAUUUGGACAAAUACCGCUGAAAAGAUUUGAAUACAAAUACAGUUUCAAACCUCCGUACCUGGCUCAAAGAGAUGGAAGUGUUCCUUUCUGGGAGUAUGGUGGAAAUGCUAUUGCAAGUUCAGAAAAUGUCAGGAUCGCACCGUCUCUGAAGAGCCAAAAAGGAGCUAUAUGGACAAAGUCGAAGACAAACUUUGAUUGGUGGGAGGUGGACAUAAUAUUCCGUGUCACUGGUCGUGGCAGGAUAGGAGCUGAUGGCUUAGCGUUUUGGUACACCGAUAACAAAGGCGCCUACGAUGGCACAGUUUUUGGAAGCUCUGACAAAUGGCAAGGCCUGGGGAUUUUCUUUGACUCUUUUGACAACGAUAACAAACACAACAACCCUUACAUCAUGGCCGUUUUGAAUGAUGGUACAAAGGAGUUUGAUCAUCAGAACGAUGGUGCAACUCAGUCUCUCGCGGGCUGCUUGCGAGAUUUUCGUAACAAGCCAUUCCCAACGAGGGCAAAAAUAGAAUACUUUAAGAACACGCUGACAGUGCUGUUCCACAAUGGCAUGACCAAUAACGAGCAAGAUUUCGAGGUUUGUUUGCGCAUGGACAACGUGGUCCUGCCCAAGAACGGCCACUUCGGUCUCUCGGCUGCUACCGGUGGACUUGCGGACGACCACGACGUUCUGCACUUCCUCACCUGGAGCAUCCACCCCCAGGACCAGGGCGCGCCGCAGGUCGCCGGCCAGGGGGGCCGCAUCAGCGACGAGGAGCAGGCCCGCCUCGCGCAGGAGUACGCCGACUACCAGCGCAAGCUCGACCAGCAGAAGGAGGACUACCGCCGGGACCACCCCGACGCCACGCCCAAGCCCAAGGACGGGGAGUACGACGAGUGGUUCGAGUCGGACGGCCAGCGCGAGCUGCGGCAGAUCUUCACCGGCCAGAGCCAGAUGUUCGACGCGCUGCGGGAGCUGAACCGCAAGCUGGACGAGGUGGUCGGCCGGCAGGAGCGCACCCUGAGCAUGCUGUCGGCGGUGUCGGCCGGCGGGGCUGUCGCGGCAGGAGGUCAGCCCGGGCAGCCCUUGGCCAUAGAUACAAUACGUCGUCAUGAAGUGGAUGCUGUGUUGAAUAACCAAAAUGUUAUUCUCAGCACUGCUCGUGAAAUAAGGACGCUGGUGACGAACGUGAACGCCCAGACGGACGCCAUCAUCCAGACGCAGGCGCGGCAGCCGACGGCGCAGGUGCAGUCGGUGGGGUACGACACGGCAGGGCUGGUGAACGAGAUGCGGGACGGGAUGAACGCCGUGAAGCGGGACGUGGGCGCCGUGCUGCAGAGGCUGGGGCCCGGGGCGGGGGGGGCUGCCCCCCAGCAGGGCGGGUGCCCCCCGCAGGCAGCCUGCCUCUCCACCUCCGUGUUCCUGGUCUUCCUGGCCGUCCAGCUCGUCAUCAUGCUCGCGUACUCCCUCUACAAGGAAAACAAAGAAGCACAAGCGAAGAAAUUCUACUGACCAAGGAGCACUUGAAAUAAAACUAUUUUAGAACAAAAGGUGGUUUAUAACUGGUGGAGACGUCGAAUGUUCUGAAAAUGCAUUUUUCAAAGAUACAUGCAGUGUAAUUGCACAAGUGGAUUUCUCCAGAGGAUGUGUUCAUGUUAUAAUCAAAUAGUCAACACCUGUCAAACAGUGACGUCGAGGCGGCUGGGUUUUCCUUGGUCACUGAAAACGAGACAAUAACGGACAUUAUUUACUGCAAGCGAAAAGACUGGUGAGAAGCUAUCAUUCUGAGAUGCAUGCCUAGCUGGUGUCUUUUUGAUUGGGACCACGGUGAAAUAGGUUGUUUUCGCGGUUUCACAUUUUUGUUGAUUGUGAUUCAUGAUUAUGUUGUGGGUUAUGUGAGGAGAUACUUUUAUUACCUAAUCUAAAGUAUGCAGAUUUUGAAUAGUGAGAACAAUUUUUGAUUAAAAUUGGUAAUCUUGCUUGAGGUUCGGUCUUACACAUUGCGGGUUCCAUUUUCUUGUCAUUACCAUUAAUGAAGGGCUCUCCCUGUAAAUUUAUUCUGAUAGCUCUCUUGGAUUAGUUUUUCAGUCAUAAAUUUUCUCCCAAAUACGUACUAAAUAUUACAGUAAAUCCCUGUUCCGAUGUUUCUGUAGGUAUUAGAAAUUUAAACUUUUUAACAGAGAAAUUUUAUUCAAAAGGAAAAAUGUAUGUAUUUAUGAGCCCAGUGCUGAUCCUUUUUAAGUUGCUGUGCUGGAUAUUUUCUUAAGAGGGAUUUACUAUAUAUUUUCAAGUGUAAAAUGUUGUGCAAGUAAUUAUAAUUGUGAAUAUUUGUGUAACCUUAAUAUUUAGUAAAUAUCUGUUGAAAAACUUUUAGACAAAAACAUGAAAUGCAAGAGAGCUGGGUGUAUUGUUAAAUUUACAGGAAAAGCAUUUGAAUAAAGUUAUUAACAAGAAAAUGGAAUAACUAACGUGUUGUUUGACCAAGCAUGUUUCAGUGCAGAAAAACUACAGCAUAUCAUCUAGUGCUUGAGUUGUGGGUACGAAUGGUUUGGUGCAGACUAUAUUAAUCUAGUUUUGGGUGUAACUGUCUCUGAAAUGUUUCAUAACUUUUCUCUCGUGAUGGUUAAAAUCUCUGCAUUUGGUUAAUUUCCACUCAAAAUUUCAUAGCCCAGUGCUUUUUUCCUCCCUAAAUGUGCUAGAGUUUUGAGAAGCAGAAGGUUGUCACUCAUACUCGCUAAUUGAUUAACGUUGUUGAAAUGUUUUGUUGAUGUCACGGAUAGUUAAAUCAAUAUUGGUUUUAAUGGGUAGCUGGUCUUAAGUAAUGAAAAAAAUGUUUCCUUUAAUUAUUUUUUUAGGUGCAUUUGGGUGGUGUAGAAUUUUUGUUGUAUGUUGCUGACUUAAGCUACUUUUAAUACGUUGAUAAUAUUUUUAUUUUUUUAUGUUUGGUUGACUAUUCUCAAUGCAUAUGUAUGGAUAGUAAAUACUAUACAAAUUGUGGAGAGCAUUAACUAUGUAUUCUUCUGUUGUGAUAAAUACUGUAAUCAGGAAACUGCUAGUAUGAAGAGUGUUGCAUAUUGCGUAUUACCAGAAGUUCUCAUCAUUCCUAAUGAAAUCAAUACUUCCAAGUUCUGUGGGUGUGGAUUUUUAGUGUAAUUGCACAUGUGAUGCAGUAAAAUUUUGUGUUUUGAUUUUAAUUCCCGGCAUGACUCCUUUAUUUACAAUCACCAAAUGGGAGGUUAUUUUGUAUCCACUUUCAUUAAAGAAAGUCCCACAUAUGUAACUACAGACACUUUGCCACAGAGCUGAACUUAUCAUCCUCUGUGUUGUGAAUCAAAACAAAUUCAGUGGUUUUCAUGAACUGUCGUUUCUUUCAUGAGUUUUGAAAUACCUUUGUCAUUACUGUAUUGCACUGUGCUGUAGCAUUUAUGUUUUUAUGACUUUUUAUUUAAAUAUUAUACAAAUUUAUUGUAAAAAUCAUCUCAAAAAGUUAUACUAUUACAGCUUGAAAAUGUGCUUAGAAAAAAAAUUACAUAAUAAGUUUCAGGCCUUAAUAAUAAAUACUGAAAAGCAAUAAAUGCAAGAGCACACGGACACAUUACAAACGUUAAACUAUUAUUUUUUACUUCAGUUAUGUGUUUUAUAAAACAAGUGGAAUGCAGCUUUUCUGAGAACAAUAUUCGCAGUUCAACUUUGCAAAUGUUUCAUUUGCUUCGCAUCAAAAAAUUAGCAUUUACACUGGCCUACCUUCAUGUGUUAAAGUUUGUUAAAUGAGAAUGAUUGUUUACACCUCUCAGCAAGCUAACAGCGCACAAAUAUUAAGAAGUUGUUGGUGGGGUCUAGCUACUAAUAGGAAUGUGCCGGGUAAAGGGAGGGACCGAGGUUUAAGGGUGUUUGAUCGCAACCCUCUCCUGCACGACUGGGGUAUCGAUUUUCGACAAACCUAGUCAAUUGACCAAUUGUUUCAGAUCCCACCACAGUCCCGAAGGCCCUUACGUCUUGAGCCUCACUGUGCCUUACGGUAUCAUGCUAAAUCCUUCAACCUUUGCCGUUCUACUGCUUCAGAAAGUUUAUUCUUGCUGUGUUUCUUCCUUCCCUCUUCUUUUUCCUUCAUCUGGUUACAGGGUACGCUUACCUUUAAUUGUAGUUAGUAUUUUCCACAAUGUCUGGUGUCUGCCGCUUUUCAGAAAACUGCAUUGAUUUAGUUCUGCGUAGAAUUUUCAAAACCUAUAUUCUAAAAAAAAAUGGUAGGGAGUAUUAGAUUCAAAAUAAUUGUUUGCCCUCCCCAAGAAAUUCAAUUUUCAAACUGCUGCUGCCUCUAGAAAGAUGGAACUGCUUGUUUUCGGUUACUCGUGUUCUAGCGUUUUCUGGCGGUGGGAGUUGUAACUAAUAACUUAGCUUUUGUGUACCAUAAGGAUAUGUUGAUGAUUUGCAAGCAUAAAUGUAGCACAGAAUGCCGUGGCAAAAUCCUGGGCAUCUCAUCGGCUUCCCUGCUGUCACUAUUGUUAUAAUUUAUGCACGUUGAGAAAAUUGCCUUUUUUUUUAAAUUGCUUAUGGUCGUUGGAAAUAAAAUCGUUUCUGGGUAACACAAUGGCUGUUUAAAUAUUCACUGAGAUUCUACCUACUAAAUUAAUAUUUCCUCAACUUUGUGCCAUUGAGUUUAUAUUUUAGUUCUAGUAAUGAUAUGAACUAGUUUUUACUCAUUAGGCACCCUUCCUAGCAGUACACAAUUUGAUCACACACUGGAAACAAAAAGCAAGAUGUUCUUUUUCUCUUUCAUAAUGGCAGCAGGGAAGCCAUCAGUUGAGCAGAAAAAAAAAGUGUUGCAUUAAAAGUCUCGAUUCUGUCUGUAGCGUCAAAGUGAUUCAGGUGACUUGGUCACUUAAAUUAUUUUAAUGAAUUUUCCUAUGUAAUGCAGUGAAAUGUUUUGCCUGGUACCGUAUUGUUUUUUUAAAACAAAAUUUGCAAUGUGCAAUAUAUUUUGAAACUUAAAAUUUUUCUGUGUUGAGUUUUAUGUAUGACUGAAAAGGUCUGCUUUAGUGCAAAUAUUAUUUUUCUGUUUCUGUUAGCUGAAGUUGUGAAAAAUGUUUGUUUACAUAUUACAUUGCUUGUGUUGCUUUGAGCAAGCACGUCAGCCAUCUAACGGAUUAUGAAAAUGCAGCUUAAAGGCAGGACGUUUUCGUGGGGUGAGUAGUACAACUAGGUAAGAACAAAAUUGGUUAAAUAUUGAUUGUUAAAUGCACACUAAAGUUCCAGUAGGCUUGGUUUAUAAUAUGCUAUGACUGGAUAACUGUUGUAAACCAUACCUAUGUGCUGCUUAUAAAUUUUAUAAAAUAGAUAAUUUUUUCAUUCUAUUAUUUAUUCUGCAUUUUAUUUCUUUUAAACGGCAGAAUUUUUAGUUGCCCAGUUGUAAUCAGCCCCCGAUGUGGAAUAGUAGUGUGUGUUUAUUUGGUGAAUUGUUCAGCUUUUCUGUCAACUUGUAGGUUUCUCCUUGUAUUCCAAAAUAGUGUUCAUGAUUUUUGUUGUUGAAUCGGUGAUAAUAGAGAUCUUCCAUAUUUUGUAAAACAUUCUUUCCUGUACUGAUGUGCUUUUAAAGAGUUAAUCAUUCCAAGUCAUUUGUAGUAAACAAACUGUGUAAUUGUGGGAAAUUAACUUAUGUUGAUAUGUGGCACUUAAUUUUAUGUUCAGUUGUAUAGUUUUUAUGUAUAAAAAAAAAUAUUGUCCAAUUUUUUAUUUAUUUCAAGCAAAUUCCUGGUUGGUCAUUAUUUGUUCAUAUAAUGUUAUUUAUUUAAACAUUUCCUCUAUAAACUAGUUGAAUUUUAAAGACUGUCCUUUUCAUCUUCCUCUGGCCGUUUUCAGUCUGUGACCAAUAGGGCUUCACAACUGCCUUUUUCCUCUGUCCUUCGUCGGUCUUGUUCUUUCUUUCCCAAUUUUGGCCUCUGCUCUUCGCACACUCAUUCACUUGCUUCUCAAUGUCUCUUCUUUGAUUUGCUUUGCAACCUUCUAUCACUAAUAGACUGCCAGACAGUGCUCAGAACUUUAGGUGUCAAUGUACCAUGGAAAAAAAAAAUAGUUUGAGAUCUCAAAGUAGUUUAUGUUUACGAAUGUCUGUUUCAGAAUGCUAGUAUAUUCCUUGAGUUUUUCUAAAGUUUAUCUUGUGGAGAAUGAAACAGGUGUUUUCUCAAUUGGGGUUAAGACAUCAUGUUUCUGGUGGGAAAAAAAAAAAUUUUAAUAACAGAAGGGCAAGCAUCAUACCUUUAUCUUUGUUGCUACACCAUAAAGUAUGUUUACUUCACUACUGAAGUCUUGCUUAUUUCAGUUUGUUUUGUGUAGAAGUGAUAUAGGGUGUGUUACAGCAGCCAGUUUAGUCCUUGAUGUUUCUUUGUUUUGAGACUUUGAGAUUGAAAAUUAUCACUGGCCAAAUGAAAAAGAAAAAAAAAAUUUGUUAUGUAUACAAUCCCAACUGUUUGUGAAAAAUGUAAAAGUGAAGUAAACCAUGAACUGAAAAUUCAUCCCUGAUAACCAGGAAUUUGCUCUUGAUAACUUGUAUCAAAAGUAAUUUCAGAUUUAUAUUUGUUAUAGUUUCAGAACUGUAUGACUGCUCUUGUUGAUAAUUUGUUCUAAUAAAAUGUUUUGUGUAAA
Molecule: messenger RNA, 6713 nt
Organism: Bacillus rossius redtenbacheri
Lineage: Eukaryota; Metazoa; Arthropoda; Insecta; Phasmatodea; Bacillidae
Gene: ergic53
Product: protein ERGIC-53
Exons: 11
Coding region: 33-1586 (517 amino acids)
Biological process (GO): endoplasmic reticulum to Golgi vesicle-mediated transport
Cellular component (GO): Golgi membrane; COPII-coated ER to Golgi transport vesicle; endoplasmic reticulum membrane
Molecular function (GO): D-mannose binding
Source: RefSeq, a predicted model, not a curated record